CUUAAUUUUCUAUCAGAGCGACCUUUACAAUCUCCAUGUGUGUGUAUAUAAAUAGCCUAAACCACUCAAUUUGUUGAGCGUGCCCACAAAAACUCAUAAAACACAGCUCGACUCCUUGUUCCAUCCGAUCGAAGCAACAAUUUAGUGAGCAACAAUGGCGAACCAACAAGAGCUCCAACUAGUUGAAACAAUAACCUCCCUCUAUAACUCAAUCUCAAAACUCCCUUCACUCUCUCCAUCCGAUGAAGCGAACCAACUCUUCACAAAGCUAGUCACCACUUGCAUCCCUCCUUCAUCCAUCAACGUCUCCACUCUCCCCAUUGAAGUCCAAGCUACGCGCUUAGAGCUCAUCAAGCUCUGUGGAGAGGCUGAAGGACUUUUAGAAUCCCAUCAUUCUAGGAUCAUAUCAAGCCAGGACCAACCACUCAACCAUUUGAAUCUCUUCCCUUACUUUUCCAAUUACGAACAACUCGCGAAGUUGGAGUUUAGCCUGCUCUCUCGUCACGUGACGAUUUCUCCUUCUCUGGUUGCGUUCGUCGGGUCGGGUCCGCUUCCGCUCUCCACCCUUGUGCUUGCGACCCGGUAUUUGACGGAUGCGGUUUUUCAUAAUUAUGACUUGGACCCGUCCGCGACCGCGAAGGCCAGGAAGUUGGUGGAGUCGGAUCCGGAUUUGGCUGAGCGGGUGGUGUUUCGGACUUCGGAUGUGAUGGAAGUGAAGCGGGCACUAAGCGGGUAUGACGUAGUAUUCUUAGCUGCGUUGGUAGGAAUGGACGUAGAGGACAAGAGAAGGGUGAUUGAGCAUUUGGCUCUCCACAUGAAGCCUAAUGCGCUCCUUGUGGUGCGCAGCGCGCACGGGGCUCGCGCAUUUUUGUACCCGGUGGUGGAGACGGAGGACCUGAACGGGUUUGACGUGCUCUCCGUGCAUCACCCGGAGGAUGAAGUGGUUAACUCUGUGAUUAUCGCGAAGAAGAAGGGCAUUGUCAUGGCUAGCAAGUAUUGUGAGCCUUUGGUGGGUCACUUUGAGCAUGGGAAUUUGGUGGAUGAGCUUGCAAUUGAGGGGCAAAACUCUUGAUUUUUUUUUUGUUAGUUUAUGUUUCUCUCCGAAUAAGUACUCUCGUGGAUUAAUAUGCGCGGUAUACUUCUAGGGUUUAUUUGAGUGAUGGUCAUGUUUCCUUUCGUGAGUUGGGUGUGAUUGUAUCUUAAUUUCCUCCCUAAAUUAUGAAGA
Messenger RNA from Asparagus officinalis (garden asparagus), 1225 nucleotides. RefSeq names its product nicotianamine synthase-like. Lineage: Eukaryota; Viridiplantae; Streptophyta; Magnoliopsida; Asparagales; Asparagaceae. Gene Ontology annotation, biological process: nicotianamine biosynthetic process. Gene Ontology annotation, molecular function: nicotianamine synthase activity. The coding region runs from base 155 to 1072 and encodes 305 amino acids. The record is from RefSeq and is a predicted model, not a curated record. The transcript has 2 exons.